Molecule: messenger RNA, 1823 nt
Organism: Olea europaea var. sylvestris
Lineage: Eukaryota; Viridiplantae; Streptophyta; Magnoliopsida; Lamiales; Oleaceae
Product: glycylpeptide N-tetradecanoyltransferase 1-like
Exons: 3
Coding region: 296-1594 (432 amino acids)
Biological process (GO): N-terminal peptidyl-glycine N-myristoylation
Cellular component (GO): cytoplasm
Molecular function (GO): glycylpeptide N-tetradecanoyltransferase activity
Source: RefSeq, a predicted model, not a curated record
UAAAGUUAAUAUUUCUUCCAUGUCCACUAUCGAUUCCAUCCAUUCCUAUACCUUCGUUAUUUCCAACGCUCACAUUUUCUCUCUCUAAUUGACGAAUCAAUUAAGUCUGUCUCUUCUAUUUUCCAAAUUAAUCUAUUGUCUGAUAGAUCUCCAGCGUAUAAUUCUCCCAACAAAAUCAGAGGUCGCAGUAAAGGUUCUUGUGAGAUUCAGCUGAAAAAAACUGUGGGUGGGAUCGAAUAAUCUUAAGAUCACAACUUAGUUCAAUAUGAAUUAUCAGAUCUAGUUGAUUGUGGAAAUGGCAGAUAAAAGUGCACCAACAGAAAACUCUAAUUAUGCGGCUGAUGGUAAUGAACCUUCCGCUAAUGAGAAUGAAGUAUCAAUCGAUUCCCUGGCAAGGAAGGUUCAAGAAUCUCUAUCGCUUGCUAAGAGGCACAAGUUCUGGGAAACCCAACCUGUUGGACAGUUCAAGGAUCUUGGGGAUACGAGCCUGCCUGAAGGCCCAAUUGAGUCUCCAACUCCCCUGACUGAAGUCAAACAAGAGCCUUACAAUCUUCCUGCUCCUUAUGAGUGGAUAACUUGUGAUAUGGAAUCUGAAGAGAUGUGUGUCGAGGUGUAUAAUCUCCUCACAAAUAACUACGUCGAGGAUGAUGAGAACAUGUUCAGGUUCAACUAUUCAAAGGAGUUUCUUCAGUGGGCACUUCGCCCUCCGGGUUAUUAUAAGAGUUGGCACAUUGGAGUGAGAGUGAAGACUUCGAAAAAGUUGGUUGCCUUCAUCACUGGGAUCCCUGCAAGAAUCCGUGUUCGAGAUGAUAUUGUAGACAUGGCCGAGGUUAAUUUUUUGUGCGUCCACAAGAAACUUCGAUCAAAAAGACUCGCUCCGGUCAUGAUUAAAGAGGUCACCAGGAGGAUUCAUUUGGAGAAUAUCUGGCAGGCCGCUUAUACUGCUGGUGUUGUCCUUCCGACACCCAUUACGACUUGUCAAUAUUGGCAUAGAUCUUUAAAUCCAAAAAAGCUGAUCGAUGUUGGAUUUUCUAGGCUUGGUGCGAGGAUGACAAUGAGCCGAACAAUAAAGCUAUAUAAGUUACCUGAUCAAACAGCAACUCCUGGAUUCAGAAAGAUGGAACCCCAUGACAUUCCUGCAGUUACUCGUUUGCUGAGGAAUUACUUGAAGCAGUUUAUUGUUGCUCCAGACUUUGACGAGAAUGAUGUGGAGCAUUGGCUACUACCCCAGGAGAACGUUGUGGAUAGUUACUUGGUCGAAAGUCCUGAAACUCACGACAUAACUGACUUCUGCAGUUUUUACACCCUCCCGUCUUCUAUACUUGGCAGUCAAAACCACUCCACUUUAAAGGCUGCGUAUUCUUAUUAUAACGUGUCCACAAAGACUCCAUUGCUUCAGUUGAUGAAUGACGCACUUAUUGUUGCCAAGAAGAAGGAUUUUGAUGUUUUCAAUGCUUUGGACGUUAUGCAUAACGAGACUUUCUUGAAGGAGCUGAAGUUUGGCCCUGGGGACGGGAAACUCCACUACUAUCUAUAUAACUAUCGACUAAAUCACGUUUUGAGGUCAUCAGAACUUGGGCUUGUACUCUUAUAGCUUGAGCUCGGGAAAUGAUUCUGCUGUGCUUGAGAAUAAGCAUUUUUGGUAACUGUUAAGAAUUUUUCUCGUUUCUUGUCUGAAACAACCAUGCUAUUAUAUUUGUCUGCAUCUAUGAUUGGAAUUGAGACUUAAAAUCUCAUACGAAUGAGAUGAAUUUUGUGACUGAACUUUUGAUGUUCGAGUUUCAUGAGCAAAUUGUCAAUGGUAAGAAGUGACGUUCGUAUUA